UCUGGUACUUCUACAAACCAGGUGUUGCAUGAGAAUAGCAGGCAGCCAUGAGUUUGUGCCGAUGAGGUGCCAUGCCAGCAACAUGAGACUCUCAUGCUCCAGGAAUUCAUGCUUCGGUGGGGCAAUCACAUAGGAUUGCUCAAAUUAAUGCAAAGGUCUCACAUACAAGGGUUUUCUCUCUUUCUGUGUGUGUAUGUUCAUGUGGGUGUGGGUGUGUGUGUCUGUGUGUGUGGAGCUCUUAUUUGUUUGUAUGUGUGCGUGUGUGUGUUUACGUGAGUGUUUGGGUGAGCGUAGAGGUUUUGUCUUUAAUGGUUUUGGAGCUCUUUUGAGGAUCAGCAAUGGAGGCCUUGGAGCGUCUGGAAGUAGUUCAUGUCCACUUGCAGCUGCUCCACACGCACGGGAUCGCCACCUCGCAUGACCCAUCCAAUCGUUUCCUCGCCGAUUUCCUGCUGCUGCUGGGUGAGUCAGGCAAGAGUUAUGUCGAGAUGCAGAGGUUAUGCGAAGUCUUACUUGACGCGGUUCCAAAGAUGAAGGGUUCGUCGUUGUUUGAUGAGAUGGCGAGGGCAACUUCCUCGGAAGACAAGCUCACGAUGGAGAAUUUCACGCUACACAAGGGUUUGAAUCACCGAGGAGGUCAUGUACGUGCCGAUUCUGUAACUUUGCAAAUGAGCGAAGUUGUUGGUGAAGAAGUACUGACUACACAACAACGACGAAGUGCUCCUUGUGAGCGUUCUGUGUUGAGUUGCAUGAUUAGUUUUAACAGCAUGGAGCGAGCUCGCUCCACACUAGAGGAUUUCUGCAGAUCGUACUUUAUGUUUCAUGGCAUGGACGCACAGAAUCCCACACAUAUCUUUCGCUAUCUCCCGCUCCUUGUUUUUGUCGAGUCCUUCAUAUAUCAGCUGGAUGAGGAGAAUGAAGAUCAACUAUGCUUAUCGGAAGGGACGGGUGGUUCCAAUCGGUCACAUGAUGUCUCAAGUGAAUUUGCAUACGGUUUAGGGAAGGACCCAUUCACAGGAAUGCGGUCUAUACUUCAACAACAGGAUUUACUAACGGAGAGGAUUGAUAAUGAACUAAAGGAUGGUCUAAAGUAUUGGUGUUUGGAGCAGUCCCUUUGUACUGCCCUCUCAACUGGAAAAGAGGUAAAGCCUGAAGAUGUUUUACGAGCUCUACGACUCAAAUCAUUUGACUAUCGUAUACUUAACCUUCUUCUAUAUGGCUUGCUCCAUGAACCGGUCAAUGAGGCUCAUUUUGAGUUUCUCUCCGUUUCGGAACUACUUGUAGAGAUAAGCGAUGAUUUGUUCGACUAUGAGGAAGAUGUAGUCAAAAACACCUUUAAUGUGCUUCGUAUGUUUGUUCACACGUAUGGGUCUAAUGAUGCCCCCAUCAAGCUCGCUCAAUUCAUUAGUAAAAUUGAAGACGAAUACCAAGCACUGUUAGUGGCUUUGGAACCGGAUAUUCGAGAUAAAUACACACAGCGGUGUGAGGAGGCUGUAAAAGAAGGGGGGAGCAAGUCUGUGCACGUUCUAGGAGAUUGGACAAUUCCUCCCCUCAUCACUGACGAAAAUGCCUUCCGCAUUCGGGUCAAUGAAGAUGCAUGAUGCAUAAAACUAGUGCUGUGAGAUAACGUUACAGGCAAUGCAGACUUGGAUCAACUCGGGUGCAACGUUACAUAGUCCAGUUUUCUUACAGCUCAACAUCAACACGAAGUCAACUUCUUAGGUUGAUGGGAUUCUGACCAUGGAGCGUACUUAUGAUGGGGAGGCGCAUUAACCCGUAGUCUCAUUGAAACUCCAUAUUUGGGACUCUUCCUCAGCGAAUGCAGUCUACUGAAAAUCACCCACGACUGAGUUUCAUUGUGUAGUGAAAGCCAUAGCUGCACCAGAAUCAUCUAGAUUUGUACAACCUUGUUGUGUUGCAUGUUAUCCAAUUUCGUUGCCAUUGCUUUACUCCAUCCUGUGAAUUUAGAACACAUAAUUCUGUAAUUGUGGAAAGGGUGUUGACAGGUCCAGUGAUAGAUUCCAUGUCAGCCACUGGACUUGCUGCCUCGGGGAAUUCCAUGCUCUUUUGGACUUGUGAAGUGAUCGUUCCUGAAGAUUCGUGUAGUUGGUCCCCAGUGCUCCACUCCUAAUUGUGCUGUGAUUUACGUGCAAGUAAAUCUCAAGCGUGACAUUGAUCACCCUUCCUCAUCGUUGGUAUUCCUUCACCCUGGUGACACAGACUUGUCUCUUUUGUUGUCAGACUUCGUAUCGUUGGGGUUCGAAAUGCUGCUGGAUUCAAACCUAACGUUUACAUCAAAUCCAGUUGAAGUUGUGAACAUGAAGGCCAUGGGAGAGUGAUCAAAAUGGACUGGAAACUUACACCAUCGUUUGACUUCGAUGCCAAAGCUAGUCACGACAAACCUUCGCCAAGGGAAUGAACAUUCCUUGUCUAGAAUUGGAAAAGGGAAUGACAAAAGCAAACUAAUUGGAUUUUUCCAUUA
Physcomitrium patens is the source of this 2479-nucleotide messenger RNA. RefSeq lists its product as uncharacterized. Lineage: Eukaryota; Viridiplantae; Streptophyta; Bryopsida; Funariales; Funariaceae. The record is from RefSeq and is a predicted model, not a curated record.